Molecule: messenger RNA, 789 nt
Organism: Pipistrellus nathusii (Nathusius's pipistrelle)
Lineage: Eukaryota; Metazoa; Chordata; Mammalia; Chiroptera; Vespertilionidae
Source: the annotation of a GenBank genome assembly
AUGGCCCCCGCGCUGCUGCUGGUCCCGGCCGCGCUCGCGUCCUUCCUGCUGGCCUUCGGCACCGGCGUGGAGUUCGUGCGCUUCGCCUCCCUCCGGCCUCUGCUCAGCCGGGCGCCGGAGCCCGCGGGCGCCGAGGCGCCCCGGGGCUGGCUGGCAGCUUUUCAGGACCGCGGCGUCCUGGCUCCCCUGGCGUGGGAUCUGGGGCUCCUGCUGCUGUUUGUGGGGCAGCACAGCCUCAUGGCGACUGAGCCGGUGAAGGUGUGGCUGUCUCGGCACUUUGGGGUUCUGCAGAGGUCUCUGUACGUGGCCUGCACUGCGCUGGCCUUGCAGCUGGUGAUGCGAUGCUGGGAGCCCGUCCCCAGAGGCCCUGUGCUGUGGGCCGCUCAGGCCGAGCCCUGGGCGACCUGGGUGCCCCUGCUGUGCUUCGUGCUGCACGUGGUGUCCUGGCUGCUCAUCUUCAGCAUCCUCCUCGUCUUCGACUACGCGGAGCUCAUGGGCCUCAAGCAGGUGUACUACCACGUGCGAGGGCUGGGCGAGCCCCUGGCCCUGAAGUCCCCCCGCGCUCUGAGGCUCUUCUCCCACCUGCGCCACCCCGUGUGCGUGGAGCUGCUGACGGUGCUGUGGGUGGUGCCCACCCUGGGCACCGACCGGCUCCUCCUCGCCCUCCUCCUCACUCUGUACCUGGGCCUGGCCCACGGACUUGACCAGCAAGACCUCUGCUACCUCCGGGCCCAGCUGCAAAGAAAACUGCACCUGCUCUCCCGGCCCCAGGAGGGCGGGCCCGAGUGA